GCAUUCACGAGCUCAGAACUUUAAUGCGUUGGCGCAGCUUCACAGAUUUAUAAAUGCUAUGUGUAGUCUGAUCGUAUCAGUGAAUGCAAUAGAGCCAAUGCAUUUCACAGACAGAUCUAUGAAAAAUACGCAAAUAACCAAAUGUACGUGACAUUUUGAUCAUACCCAACGGGAUCAGUGGUUUAUGUACGUACACACUCGAUGCGGGGAGAAAGUUGCUGGACAUGUUUUCCUGAAAGUGUGUUAUUAUUUCACAGUGUGCAACAUUGUAGACACUGUACUUACCUGGAUUUGUGAUUGAACAACAAACAUCCCAUAUCCCGUGUUUGAAUGGUUUCGAUGCAAGUUGUUUACUCUAUGGCCUGAAGAAAAGUUGUCGAACUCGAAGUAUAUGUUAUCUGUUGCGCACGAUCCCGUAAUGGAGCUGCAUGCAUUCGACUUUGGCCCAGAGGAAAUUGGCUCCGUAGAACUCGCUGUCAUAUACAUAAAAUGAUAUUGAAACAGGCCCCACACAUGAAUGAAGUACACCUGGGGAUCCAGGGCCGCUGUGACCCCUAACAGCAGCAAACUUCUUCAGAUCUGACUUGAGGGAGGAGGUGUGUGUUCUCCACCCUCUACUCUUUCCUGUCGGACUUAUGUUUCCUCCCGAGUUCCUCUGUUCUCGCCGUUAAACAAAGCAGGACACAACGGUCCCAGACCGAGGCAGUCUAGGCAGAAACACUUGGCCUCGUCCUUGUUUUUUACUCAAGUGACUGGGGAUAUAUAUAAAGGACCUCAACUUUUCCCCCCGCUGUUUUAGUUUUUUUUUUUUUUAGCUUGAUGAUUAUAGUAUGAGUCAUCCUCCCCAGCAGAAAGUGAUCCCUGAUAAGAGUGGGGGCAAACAUCGGGCUGCAGCUGCCAUGAAGGAGCCCACAGUGCAGCACGCGGGGGAUGUCUUCUAUGGCGGUAUGGGCCCCCCGGCUCUGGAGUCUGCUCACAGGGUAGGGGAGCCUGGAGGCCACGGCUCUGGGGUCUUCAACCCAGAGAAGGGGCCCCAAAGUCGUGCACACUAUCAGCAGACUGCCUCUGUCAAAUGGAUGCACCAGGACCACAUCCAAGCCGCUGGCUGGUCUCAGGAUGCUUCUGGACCCCUGCCAACCAAUUCAUGGGGGCAGAACUUUAGCCCGUAUAUGGACGGCUUGAACAACGUUAGGGUCCAGAUGGCCUUCCCCAAGGGGAGCCACGAUGGAGGAGCUGCUCUGCAGAUGGGGCCAGCAGAGAAACAGGCUCCAGGUUCCUUGGAGGUUUACAGGGAGGCAACCCAAGCUCAAGCCCAGGCUAGGGGCUUAGAGUGGGGGCAGCAAGCUGCGGCAGCCGCCAUGCGUCAAGCCCAGCUCCAGGCCUUCCAGCAGGGCCAUACAGGUGUAGAUCUCCAGGCUCAGCCCCCCCAUGCCCCCUCCUCUCACCCCACCAUGCAACCAGGGUCCUUGAUGCAGCCCAUCCAGCUGGCGUUCGGACCCACCAAACAGCACCUUCCGUCUGGGUACUACCCGGUGUUCCAGGGGGGCACCAAGGCCAUCCCCAACCUGAGCUACAACGAGCAGCCAAAAACCCAACAACAACACCAACUGAUGCAGCUUCAGAUGCAACAGCAGCAACAACAACAGCAGAAGCAGCAACAACAACAGUUACAUCAGCAGCAUCAUCAUCAACAACAACAACAGCAGCACCAGUUGCAGCAACAGCUCCAGCACCAAAUGCAACAGCAUCAGAUCCAACUGCAGCUGAAUCAGCAGUAUCACAAGCAGCAAAUACAACAGGAGCAACGGCAACAAAUGCACCAGCAGCAGCUUCAACCGCCACACAGUUUACCACCGCAGGAAAUACUGCAGCCGCAGUCUCAGCAAAAGCCACAGCCAAACCAACACAUCCUGAGUUAUAACCAGCCCCCUGACAACUGUCCAUCUAGAGCUAGCCCCUCAACCCCUCAGAAGGACAUGCCUCUGUCUGUGGAGACUCAGGGACUGGGACAUACACCGGAUGUAGAGACCCCGUCCACUGACCCAUCAAGCACACCCUCCGACCCCUGCCCCCCAAAACUCACAUCGGACCCCAUGUCACCCUCAGACGCAUCUCCGGCUGCCCCCCGUCGCUCCCGCCGCCUCUCCAGAGACGGGCUAUCACCACUCGUGGACCCUCCCUCACUAUCCCCCUGGAACCAGACCUUCAGAGAGGUACCCCAGAACGGUGUGGUAGCCAGACGAGAAGGGGGGGGGAGACAGGGGCCGACUGGGGGGGUUAUCCAGAGUACCCGCCGGAGGAGGAGGGCGUCGAAAGAGAUCAACUUGGAGACUCUGGCCCAGAAGGCUUCCGAGAGGGAAUCACUGCCCUCCUCCAAGAUGGCCAAGCAGCAGCAGGAGGAGGGUCUUAUGGGCAGACAAGCUGGUAUGGUGCCCCUGGUUAUCCCCGUGUCCGUGCCAGUGUGCCAGGGUCAGACAGCCCCUCCGGGCACCUGGCCUCACGGGCGCCCCCCGGGCCAGCAUGCCCUGCUCCUGCCCCAGCCCCAACACAAGCCCUCAGUCAUUGUAGCAAGCCGCCGCUCACUGAGGAACUCCCUCUCGGAGAGCUUCAGCCCGGACGGGGAGGGCGAUGCUGGUCAGGACGACGAUGGGAAAUUAGCCAAGCACAAAUGGCGGCCUCGUCCCGAGCCCCUCUUCAUCCCGCCACCCAAACCGGCUACGUUCAUCGCCCCCUCGGUCUACUCCGCCAUCACUCCCUACCAGAGCCACCUGCGGUCGCCCAUCCGCCUGCCCGACCACCACUUCACCCUGCCGCCCUACACCCCGCCGCCCAUCCUGUCGCCGGUGCGCGAGGGCUCUGGUCUCUACUUCUCCACCUUCCUGUCUUCCAUCGCCGCCAGCAACCAGACCCUGCAGCCGCCACCCAACACGCCCAAGUCGGCCUCGCGCAGCCUUCUGCGAGCCACCAGCUCUACAGACAUCACACCCCCAGUCCUCCCUUUGAUCACCGACGCCACACCUGUCAGCUUUGAACCGCGUAUUAACAUUGGCCUACAGUACCAGGCGGAGGUACCAGAGCUGCAGUGUGACCGCUCGCUGACCCAGUGGGACCAGCACAAGGCUGACCUGGUCUGGCUCCCCAUGAAGGCGUCCCUGCUACGCCACGCAGAGCAGGAGACCGUGGAUGACCUGAUGAGCUUGGCCUGCUCCAGCGCUCUGUACGGCGGUGGCACCAAUCAGGAGCUGGCCCUCCACUGUCUGCAUGAGUGCGGGGGCAAUGUCCUUGAGACCCUGGCGUUCCUGUUGCUCAAGGAGCCCGUUUUCUCCGAUGGCCACCACCUGGCGGACUAUCACUACUCAGGAUCAGACAGUUGGACUCCCUCAGAGAAGCGCUUCUUCAAUAAAGGCAUCUCUACCUACAGGAAGGACUUCUUCAUGGUGCAGAAACUGGUGCAAACAAAGACAGUGGCACAAUGUGUGGAGUUUUACUACAUGCAUAAGAAACAGGUGAAGAUCAGUCGCAGGGGAAGCAUUACCUACGGACCUGCAGAGUCCCCAGCAGAUAGACACACAGAGGCAGUAGUGGAUGUUAAGAGCUCUCAGGGAUCAAAACCAAGUCAGGAAGAAGUUGACAGGAAGUGGGAAGGGUCAUGUGACAGGGGUCAAGAUGGCAACCAGUCCAGGGUUUCUCAGACACUACAGGCUCACGACAAUACAGGAGUAGUGCUAGGGCACAGGGACCAGGCUGCUGUACACAAGGUUGGUCCUCCCCAUCCAACCCCUCCCUCUGCAGCCAGAAAACCUCGACCCGAGGCGGGGAAGAAGAGCAGAGCGCCCCCAAAGCCCCCCGGUGACCCAGAGGGCGUGUUCCCCUGCAAGAAGUGUAGCAGGGUGUUCUACAAGGUGAAAAGCCGCAGCGCCCACAUGAAGAGCCACGCUGAGCGGGAGAAGAAGGAAGCCGCACUCAAACUCAAAGAGGAGGAGGAGCGGGCGUUUGAGGCGGAGGCACGGGCCAGGGAGGCAGCAGAGGUUAUGCAGAAUGGGAACGGGGGUGGGAAUGGAGCAGGAGAACAGGAUGAGGUCAGUGAUGAGGGUGUGCCUUCAGAGACAGAAGAUGAAAAGGACCAGGACUGGCAGUGAGAGAGGGGAGGAAUGAGAGGGAAUGAAUGAGAGGGAAUGAAAGACAUAUCCUACUCCCGGAAAAACAAACGAGUACAAAUAAUCUUUGUACCUGAAACAAUGAGAUUGAGUAUGGAGGUGUUCCAGGUCAUCGUUACAGAUGUGCUGCACAGACGAUCAGAUCUUACAACACCCUGGGAGGUGUUUAGAGUCUAAGGAACCACAUUUACAGCGCCUUCAGAAAAUAUUUAUACCCCUUGUCUUAUUCCACAUUUUGUUGUGUUACAACCUGAAUUCAAAAUGGAUUACAUUUAUUUUUCUCACCCAUCUACACAUAAUACCCCGUAAUAACUAAGUGAAAACAUGUUUUUAAAUGUGUUGAAAAUGAAAUAUCUCACUUACAUAAGUAUUUUCAGUUCUGAGUCAAUACAAGUUAGAAUUACCUUUGGCAGUGAUUACAGCUGUGAGUCUUUCUGGGUAAAUCUCUUAGAGCUUUGCAUACCUGGAUUGUACAAUAUUUGCACAUUCUUUUAAAAAUUCUU
Molecule: messenger RNA, 4660 nt
Organism: Salvelinus namaycush (lake trout)
Lineage: Eukaryota; Metazoa; Chordata; Actinopteri; Salmoniformes; Salmonidae
Gene: mideasa
Product: mitotic deacetylase associated SANT domain protein a
Exons: 13
Coding region: 831-4139 (1102 amino acids)
Biological process (GO): regulation of transcription by RNA polymerase II; negative regulation of DNA-templated transcription
Cellular component (GO): transcription regulator complex; histone deacetylase complex
Molecular function (GO): transcription corepressor activity
Source: RefSeq, a predicted model, not a curated record